This is a messenger RNA of Oreochromis aureus, 4732 nucleotides long. RefSeq names its product GTPase IMAP family member 8-like. The record is from RefSeq and is a predicted model, not a curated record. Gene Ontology annotation, molecular function: GTP binding. The transcript is spliced from 6 exons. NCBI's taxonomy places the organism in Eukaryota, Metazoa, Chordata, Actinopteri, Cichliformes, Cichlidae. Bases 358 to 3804 code for a protein of 1148 amino acids.
CACCUUGAAGAGGAGUCGCAUGAAAUGUGUGGAAUAUCAAUGACGACUGUUUUUAGCUUUAAGACCUGAAGAGUCAGUAUGAAUUCUGUUCCCAGCACAGUGAUGUCACAGACACACAGCUCAGGCAGAGUUAGCGACACUUUGAGGAGCAGCUGAAGAUCCGGGUGAGCUGAAGAGAGUGAUGCUGGGCUGACCCGAGUUAAAAGGGAUCCAGUGCAAAACAGUGAAAAGAGAGCAGGCAGGUGCCAUACUGAAAUCCUUCCCAGGAGUCAGAGCGUGAAACAGGUGCUGUGACCAGAGAGCUGUAGCACAAGAAAAACAAGUCAGCGAGAUCUGCAGCUGAAUGACAGUGACAGCAUGGCAGCAGCAUUUGGACCACAAGACACUUUUUCCAGACGUCGCAGGAACAGCAUCGAAUUUCUGCCACCCCGCAUGUCUGAACUCAGAGCUGUCCUGCUGGGGAACAGCUGGUCUGAGAGGAGCUCAGUGGGAAACUUUAUACUGAGAGAGGACAAGUUCAACCCUGUGGAAGAACUGGACCGAUGUGUGAGAGUCAGUGGUCAGAUUCAAGGGAAAGAAAUAGUUCUCAUCAACACUCCAGAUCUGCUUCAUCCAAACAUCUCAGAGGACAAAAUAAAGGAACAUGUAGAAACCUGUGUGAGCCUCUCUGAUCCUGGACCUCAUGUGUUCCUGUUGAUUCUACAGCCUGAAGACUUCACUGAGCAUCAAAAAACGAGACUCUGCAGAGUCCUGAACUUCUUCAGUGAUCAUUCCUUUGGUCAUUCACUGGUUCUGAUAUCACCACCCAGAGAGAGGCGUCCAGGUUUACGGCAUAGUGUCGUGUAUCAUACACCUAUACAGGAAAUGAUCAGACGAUGUAAAAACAAGUCACUGCAGCUUGAAAACCUCAACAUUUGGGAGUUACUGGGAAACAUAAAAUGCAUUGUAGAAAUGAACAAUGGAAAACAUGUGAUCUGUCAGCACACCAGCGCUGAACAAAGAAAAGCUCCUGUUACUCUGAAUUAUCCUCAGCCUGUUGGACGUAGACUCUGCAUUUUGCUGUGUGGAGGGAACUCAGCAAAGAAGACAGGACUCUGCAACUUUAUUGUGAAGAAAAAUUACGAUUUUUCAGGAUUUUCUCCAGACAGACAAGUUUUCCAUGGAGAGUGGAGAGGAAAACCUUUAACAGUAGUGAAAACUCCUGACUUCUUAAAUCCGUCUCUGACAACAGUGAGAGAAAAGAUGAAGAGCUGUGUGAGUCUCUGUCCUCCUGGACCAAAUGUUCUGCUGCUGAUGGUGAAACCUUCUGAUUUCACUGUGCAGAGCAGAAAAACUCUCAGUUUGACCCUUAGUGUGUUUAAUGGAGAUGCCUUUAAACACUCAAUGGUCAUCAUCACAGAUGACGAGGAGAUCAAUGUUUCUGUUAAUUCUCUACUUAGAAAUUGUGAUGGUAGACACUACAACAUGUUCGAAAAUGAUCAUCGACAGUUAAUGGAGAAGAUUGAAGACAUUGUAAAUGAGAACAAAGGAAAUUUCCUCACAGUCACCAAAGAGACCAUCAGACCAAAGUCUGAACACAUCAAACCACCUGAAGAUAUCAGAAGAUCACAGUCUGAACUCAUCAAACCAUCUUUAAACCUGGUUCUGUGUGGGAGGAGAGGAGCAGGGAAGACGUCAGCAACCAAGGCCAUUUUAGGUCAGACAGAGCUUCAUUCAGUCUCCAACUCAUCAGAGUGUGUUAAACAUCAGGGAGAGGUGUGUGGACGUUGGGUUUCCCUGGUGGAGCUGCCUGCCUUGUAUGGAAAACCUCAGGAGGCAGUGAUGGAGGAAUCACUCAGGUGUAUCUCCCUCUGUGAUCCUGAGGGUGUCCAUGCCUUCAUCCUGGUCCUACCUGUGGCUCACCUCACUGAUGAAGACAAGGGAGAGUUAGAGACCAUCCAGAACACAUUCAGCUCUCGAGUCAAUGACUUCACCAUGAUUCUGUUCACUGUGGACUCAGAUCCUACAGAUCCAGCUGUUGGUAACUUUGUAAGACAAGACAAAGACAUUCAGAAGCUCUGUCAGACUCAAAGAGAACGAUAUGUUGUUCUCAACAUCAAAGAAAAGCGAAUGAUCGCAAAGCUUCUGCAUGAAGUGGAUAAGAUGAAAGCUAAAGGAUCCAAGUGCUUCACAAAGGACAUGUUCACCAAAGCUCAAAUGGAAAAGGUAACAAGACUUAAAGCUGAACUGCAGGAAGUUAAACGCAGCAGCGUGGCUUCAUCUGAUGAUGCAAAUCAAACUGAUCAGUCCAUCAGGAUGGUGCUGCUUGGAAAAACUGGCAAUGGGAAAAGUGCAACUGCAAACACCAUUUUGGGCAAAAAGGUGUUUUUAUCCAAAGCCAGUCAGUUUUCUGUGACCAGAGAAUGUCAGAAAGCAGCAGGAGAGAUUGAUGGAUGUCCUGUUGUUGUGGUCGACACCCCCGGCUUGUUUGACACGACUCUGUCCAGUUAUGAAGUUCGACAGGAGCUUCUGAACUGUAUCAGCAUGCUGUCUCCUGGACCUCACGUGUUCUUACUGGUGCUGCAGAUCGGUCGAUUUACAGAUGAGGAAAAAGAAGCUGUGAAAAACAUCAAAGAGAUUUUUGGAAAGAAGUCAGGAAACUUCAUCAUUGUGACCUUCACCAGAGGAGAUGAGCUUGAAGACACAUCCAUUGAAAGUUACACAGAAGAUGAAUGUUCUGAUUUUGUAAAAGCUCUGAUUAAAGACUGUGGAGGCAGAUGCCACGUCUUCAACAACAAAGAUCCAAAAAACCGUAGACAAGUGACAGACCUGCUGAAGAAAAUUGAAGCCAUGUUGAACGACAAUUAUGGCAGAUACUACACCACUGAGAUGUUCCAAGAGGCCGAGGCAGCGAUACAGAAGAAAGUGGAGAGGCUGCUGAAACAGAAGGAUGAAGACAUGAUGAGAGAGAGGGAGGAGCUUAAAAGGAAACAUGAAGAAGAAAUGCAAAAAAUAAAAAGAGAAAUGGAAGAACAGAUCUCUAAAUUUGAGUCUGAGAAAGAGGAGAACAUGAAACAACUCAAGCAGAUGGAGGAACGCAUUAACCAGGAGCGAGAAGAGAGAGAGAGAGAACAGAAAAUCAGAGAAGAUGAGGAGAGAAAGAAGAAAGAACAGGAAGAAACUCAACGACAACAAUGGAAACUAAAACUGGAAACUUUGGAGAAGCAAAUAGAAUCUGAAUCAAAGGAAGAGCUCAUCAGAGAGCUGGAGCAAAACAGAGAAGAAAUGAGAAGAGAGAGAGAGGCCUGGGAGACGGAAAGGAAAGAAUGGUGGGACAAUAGGUAUCAAGAAAGUAUACAGAGACGAGAAGCAGAAGAUAAGAAAAUUAAAAAGCUGACAGAAAAAUAUGAAAAGGAAAAAGAAGAUUAUCACAAAAGAAUAAAAGAUGACUGUGUCAGGAUAGAACAGGAGGAAAGAAAAAGAAAAGAAUUAGAGAAAGACCACAAGGAAAAAAUGAAACAAAUGAAGCAGAAAUACGAAGACGAGGCCAGAAAUCAAGCUGAAGAGCUCAAUGACUUCAAAGAGAAAUACACCAGUGACUUUGAAUCUCUGAUAGAGAAAUAUAAUGAGGAGAUAAGGGAUCUGAAGGAAACAUAUAAGAUGUUGAUGCAAAAGCAUGAGAAACACAAACAUGAGUAUUCUCAUUUGCACAAGGUCUCCAGUGACAAAGAAGAAAGACUGAAGAAAGAAUUGGAGGAAAUGCAGAAAAAGCAUGAAGAAGAAAUGAACCAAUAUAAACAAAAACAUAAAUGCAUCAUAGCCUGAUGACUUUAAAUAGUGCAGCAGUAAAAAAGACUAGAAGAACACAUGAGUGUCAUACCAGUGAACAUAAAAUAAAACACAUGGAACAUCACAAAGGACCUACAGUUGCCUCAGACCAGUGAGCGAGUGAUAGAGAGAGCACCACUUUUGUUUGUUUUUUUCAAUUAACAAAGGAGCAAAAUGCAAAAUUGCUGCAAUGAAGAAGACUGCUGAAACCUGUCAUUUUUAAUUUGUAGACUCUGGAAAGGCAGCAGUGUCAGCAAGACACUAACAUUAGUGUUUAUUAUUAGAGCCAUAUUUUUACACUAUGAGUGUUUUUACUAUUGUGCCCAGCAGGCGGUGCUCUCAUAAAAGGACAUUAAUCUUCUCCGUUUGAAAGUAAAAGUAAUUCAAAGUAAUUCACCAAAUUAUUGUCUGUUAAUGAUUUCCACUGCAAACCUGGAAAUACUGAACAGUUUACAGAUGAUGUAUUUGAAAUAUUAAUUGUAUGAUUUAUAUUAUAUGAGCCACAAAUAUUUUAUGGCAGGAUUAAAAACAUAAUUGUAAUAAUAAUUUCUGAUCUGUUCUUUGCAAGUCAUAUUCAUUUAAAUAGAAGGAAAAAUAGCUGUGAAAAAUUUACUUUGUAAAGAAUAAGAUAACAUAAAUUUAGAUAUAAAACUGGUAAAUAUCAAAAUACAUGCACAUAAUAAUUACUGAUAUUGAGGGUUUAAAAAAAUGAUAUGAUGUUAUUACAUUAUUUUCUAAUGUGUCUUUGUAUGCAUUUAUUUGAGCGCUGUGUUUAUAUAGAGUUUGAUACAAUUAUUUAAGUGGGUAGGAAAUGUUUUAUUGACUUUUAUUGACUUAUGAACAGUUUUUACUCUGAUUUUAUUGUUGGAUACUAUACACGUGCAGUGCCAAAGUUCCCAUAUGGAAAUUCAGAGUGAAUAUAAAA